GGGAUGUCAUAUUGCUUCCUGUUCUACGUACAGGCCCAAGUAUGCACGGCGCUGAAGGGAUAAUCCUUUCAGGCCACAGAAACAAGGGUACCACAAGAGCCGGCCAAGGGAAGGGAAUGGGACCUCUUGGUGUCAAAGUAUUGCCUCCUGCAUGGCCAUGCCCCAAACGGUGCAUUUUUUGCCGAGGCACCCCGGCUACUCUUGUGUGGAAAGUGCUGUAUCCUCUAGACAGCGUUCUGCCCGUCACACACUUUGUGAUUUCAAGAAUCACCACUCCAGUGCAGAGCGCCAGUGGCCAUCAUCGUCAGGAGAUCUGGUCAACACGUCAUCAACACGUGACCACAUCACAGGACUACAAAACAGAUUGGCACAAGCAUCGCCUCGGGAUUUGCAGCCAAGUGUGCCAGAGCACCAACCGUAUUAAUAAUCUCUCGCAGCAUUGCGUAGUUGGGGACUCGAACCAGGUGGCGUUCCAGGAGUGGAGCCGGAGCAUCUUGGGCCGCAAGUCCUUAGGUGGGGGUUAAUUCAGUCAUUGUUUGCUGGGCAUCCAAAGCCUGCUUUUAACUGUCUCUCUUGCCUUAGCGUACACAGUCCUCCCAGCCGGCAAAGCUGAGUCACAGUCCGCUGCAGCACGAGCCUGGCGGUGGUUGACUUGAAAUAGUAGGAAGACUCACGCUGUGAAGUUAUAUUCGAAUGUGUCUGCGGUGGUGCCCGUAAUAUUGGGCGGCUCAAGAGUACGUCAUCAGCCGACAUGAACGU
This is a messenger RNA of Ixodes scapularis (black-legged tick), 759 nucleotides long. RefSeq lists its product as uncharacterized. The coding region runs from base 42 to 524 and encodes 160 amino acids. The record is from RefSeq and is a predicted model, not a curated record. NCBI's taxonomy places the organism in Eukaryota, Metazoa, Arthropoda, Arachnida, Ixodida, Ixodidae. The transcript has 4 exons.